CCAGUAUUAAGCUUGAUGGACGCUUCUAGGUCGUCUCGCUCAACAUACAUGCGGGUGAUGCCCUGAUGUAGACCGACUUGCUGAAACAGGUGUGGUGACACUUGCAUGAAAUUUCCCAGAGCUGCCCAGCUUGCCGGUUGAUUUCGUAUAUAUCCUCUCUGAAAGCCCGGGACAACCAUCCCGGAAGGCUCUCAAAGGAUUUGACCCAGUCCAUUUCAGCAGAUGUGAGCCCGUCAGGUGGUUUCACACUCCAUCCGCCUGUGCUUACAGUCCGCCUAAAGAUUGUGUCCAUGCUUGGAUAUAUCUGGUUACCCUGUUCGUUGUAGUUGUCCGCUUCGGUGCGCGUGAACAUCCUGGCAUCCCCACCACCAUGCGUCGUCCCUAGCUUCGUCCAAUCCUGGGUUGAUCGCGGGUCCGGGCCUGCGUCAUGGACUUGAACAGAGUAUCCACCGGCGGCCAGAUAAUGUGCAUUAAUGAGAUUCAUUAUUCCCGCUCCAACAAGGAUCACUACGCCCCGGCGAUUGACCAGUGUCCGCCGAAUUCCGGUGAGUCUUCGAGUCUGGGCAUGCUGUGCUCCAGCGCAACGAAGCACUUGUUCACAGAACGAAAUUUCUUUCAAGCCCUGCUCUGGCCACUCAGCGAUAUGGACUGUCUUACUGUCGGUAUAAUCCUGUAUUCGUCGUAUGUUCUGCACGUCCCGAACUAGCAUCAACCUUGACGGGAGAGCGUUGUGGCCGAGCCAUUGUCUCAUCAGAUUGAUGUCGACCUCAUCGCCACCGCAUAUCCAGAUAUCAACAGGUAGCGUUCAGUCAGACGUUCAGACACCUUCCAGCUUCGUGUAGCAAAAUUCAGUCACACAUCGGAAAUUCUUUCUGUUUCUAAGUCCAAGAAUAUGUCCUCUCCGCUUCGUAUUGCCAUAUUGGAGUGCGAUGAACCGAUUGGGGAGACCAAAAAGAAAUAUGGAUCAUUUGGCAACCUGUUCCAUCUAUUGUUCGCUGCAGGUGUCAUACGCCUACAGCGAAAUAGCUUUAGAGAAGGCCCUGAAAUUGUCGAAUCCUCAUACGAAUGUUCGUCUGGGCGGAAUUAUCCUUUGCUAGAUGACAUCGAUGCAGUUGUCUUGACGGGUAGCAGAUACGAUAGUUUCUCAAAUGGAGAGGAAAACUGGAUUCUGCAACUUGUCGAUUUUGUUGCAAACCUGCUGCAUCAACAAACAAGGGUGAAAGUGAUAGGAGUCUGCUUUGGGCACCAGAUCAUUGGGCGAGCAUUGGGUAUGAUGCCGGUGAGGAACGAGAAUGGAUGGGAGGUUGCGGUCACAGAAAUCGAAAUGACAUCGAAGGGUCGACGAUUGUUCGACUUGCCUUCCCUGGCGCUUCACCAGAUGCAUCGAGACACGUUGCCUGCCUGUCCAGCAAACGUGGAGCUUCUGGGUUGGUCAGAGCGAUGCUUGGUGCAAGUUAUGUACCAGAAAGGCCGUCUGCUAAGUAUGCAGGGUCAUCCACAGUACCAUAGGAGCAUUGCGGAUGAGUUGCUAGAGCACCACGGUCCUAUUGGGCACAAAACCCUUCAGACCAGUCGCGCCAUUUUGCUUGGCGAUGGCUGGGUUAAAGUUUGGGAUGUUUUGUGUAAGAUUGUUUGUCAGCUUGUCCAGGAACACAUUCUGUGAGAUGGAUAGGAAGAUGAUGCCACCAAGCAUCUGCACAAAGUUCAGCAGUACCAAGGCUGCAGGAACAAGUGGCUUCUCAAGCACGGUUUGCAGGGCAAUGAAAGGAGGCCGGAAUGCCAUACCAAUGCUGAUACCAUAGAUAAUCUGGUAAGCUAUCCAUCGUGCUGCAGGCGUAUGGGUUUUGAAUGUGGCCAUCAAUGCUGCUCCA
This is a messenger RNA of Monascus purpureus, 1871 nucleotides long. Lineage: Eukaryota; Fungi; Ascomycota; Eurotiomycetes; Eurotiales; Aspergillaceae. The record is from the annotation of a GenBank genome assembly.